Molecule: messenger RNA, 1862 nt
Organism: Dendroctonus ponderosae (mountain pine beetle)
Lineage: Eukaryota; Metazoa; Arthropoda; Insecta; Coleoptera; Curculionidae
Gene: Ifrd1
Product: interferon-related developmental regulator 2
Exons: 7
Coding region: 262-1557 (431 amino acids)
Source: RefSeq, a predicted model, not a curated record
UGUUAAAUGGCGCAAGCGUCCAAAUUCCAAUCAAUGUCAUAUAAAGUCGGUGUCUUUUUAGGCAACGAUUAAAGUUGAUCCAAAGUGUUCAACUGAAAACAUGUUAUUGCGUUUUGACCGAAUUUCCAAUAAAAUUCAAUGCCAAGUGUUGUGCUGCAAUCGAAAAAACACUAGAAAUAACUGUUUACCCUCUUGAUCAAGUGUGAAGUUAGUGAUUUUAAUUAGUAAAUUUAAAGAAAAGUUUUAGUUUUUGUCGCAAAUAUGCCGAAAGGAAAGAAAAAAGGAAGGACUGAUCGAAACAGAGGCGAAGGCUCGCUUCAAACAUCGGAUGAUGAUUCGUACCCGAACGACAAUUUGAGCGUUGCGAGCAACGUCUCCGAGCACUUCAGCGUUGAAGAUACAAACGAAGUGGACGAUUUCGCCCAAGAUCAGCUCGAGGAGAAGCUGGCUGAACUCAUUGAUGGGCUGGCGCAGAAGUCUUCGCAAGGCCGCACCAAUUGCUUCAAAAAUCUCACGGCUGCUCUAGUGAAGAAAUAUAUGCCGCUCUUCAUCAGGGAGAGGACCUUCACUUUGUGCGACUGCAUAGAGCGCAGCGUGAAAAAGGGCGGGCCUGAGGAAAAAGGGGCUGCCGCCGAUCUGGCCACUGUGAUGUGUGUGCAGUUGGGAACUGAUCCAAUAGGAGAAAAUAUCUAUGCGGCUUUAAAGCCAAUCCUCUUGGCCACUGCUUUGGAUAAUUCCGCCGCUCCCAAUGUUAGGGCGCAGUGUUGUCUGGCUUUGGGCAACAUGACCUUCCUAUCCAGCAGCGACUUAGGAGAAAACCUCCUCCUGAUGCGCCAGUUGGAGACGAUAUUCUCCGGUAGUUACCUGAAAGGGGACGGAUCUGUCCCCAAUACAUCGCCCGAAAAUGGGGCAAUGCAUGCUGCCGCUUUGAACGCCUGGUCUUUGCUCUUCACCCUGAUGGUCCCUGGAAACAUCGGCACCAUGAUAAAUAACUCCAAAAGCCUGCCAGAUUUGAGCCGCUUAUCGGAGCUUCUAGAGUCCGCGCACUUGGAGGUGAGGUUGGCCGCUGGCGAAGCCCUGGCCCUGAUCUAUGAAAUCGGCCGCGAAGAGAGUGAUGAGUUUGAAGACGAAUUCGCCGACUCUCUGAUCGGCAUUUUGAAGCAACUGGCCACAGACUCUCACAAGUAUCGCGCGAAAAAGGAGCGGAAGCAACAACGGGCCACUUUCAGGGACAUUCUGUUGUACAUUGAGGACAUCGUCACGACUGAUGUUCAGGUGAAGUUUGGAAAAGAGGUGCUGCUGCUGGACACGUGGGUCAAACGCAAGCAAUACGAGGCGCUGUGCAAUUUUUUGGGGCCCAGCAUCAACAACCAUCUAGUGGAAAACGACGUUAUCAAGGAUCUUUUCCAGAUUGAGGCCUCAGUCGAUGAGUUGAGAGUGCCGGCUCAUGCCCAACACCAAAUGGAGAAAAAUAGGAAGAGGAUCUUAAACGCUGCCAACGAUAAAGCCAGAACCUUGUCGAGAGCCAAGAACAGGGACAAGCGAUCGGACUUCUAACUUCGGCAAACGUUCAAUGGAAAUUAUGCUUUAGUACAAGUUUACCAAGAGCCUGCGAAGGCUCGUAACCCUCAUUAAAUACCUUUGGUGAUUUAGUUCGCUUUACUAACUUUAUUCGAGUAUGUGCUCAGUUUUUUAAUUAUGAGAAACUGUUUGUAAAUGUUGAAGAUAGGUGCACAAAUUGAUCAAAGAACUAAACCAAUGGUUUGUUUCAUUAUAUGAAUGUUGUCUAUUACACACCCAAUAUGCCAUUAUUAAUUAUUACAGUGUUGUGUAUAUCUUUUUGAAUAAAAAAUCAGCGCCCA